Messenger RNA from Acanthosepion pharaonis, 1332 nucleotides. Lineage: Eukaryota; Metazoa; Mollusca; Cephalopoda; Sepiida; Sepiidae. The record is from the annotation of a GenBank genome assembly.
AUGGAUCCUUUGUCUCUCUUUCUUUUUUUUCUUUUCUCUUUUUCUCUUGAUAGUAACACACCAUUACAUUUGGCCGUUAUUCUAGGAUACAAAGAAUGUAUUAAACUUUUGUUGGACCAUGGAGCACCUAUCAGAAUCAAGAACAGCCUGGGCUGGACCCCACUUGCUGAAGCAAUUAGUUAUGGUAACAGAAACACUAUUAAAGCCUUGCUACAUCAUCUCAAACUACAGUCUCGUCAGUCAAUGGAAGAUAAGCGGCCAUUUCAUAUCCAAGCAUUACGAAAUCUGGGAGAUUUUUAUUUAGAAUUACGAUGGGAUUUUCAUAGUUGGGUACCACUUGUUUCUAGGAUAUUACCUUCAGAUAUCUGUCAAAUUCGAAAAAGAGGUGCUUGUAUACGACUGGAUACAACAUUAGUAGAUUUUAAUGGGAUGCAUUGGGAACGAGGCGACAUAACAUUUAUCUUCAAUGGCAAUGAACGACCACCCAAAUCUCUUUUAAUUAUGGACAACAAAGCCAAAAUUUAUCAGUGGAUACGCAAUGAGGAAACAGAUACUGACUUGGAAGAUGAAGUGGAUGUACUAAUGAGCAGUGAUAUUGUCCUCACACAAAUGUCAACAAAAAAUAUUACUUUUAAUCGCAUGAAAAGUGGUUGGUUAUUUAAAGAAGAUAAAACAGAAAUGGUGGGUCAAUUUACAGCCGAUUAUUAUAGCAUAGGUGGACUGACUUUAGAAUCUCGGAAAAGGAGAGAGCACUUAAGUCCAGAAGACUUACAGCGGAACAAAGCAUUGGUGGAGAAUUUCUGUAAGGGUGCUAUUGCUGAAGAUGCAACCCAAAUAGGCAAACAGCCUGAAAGGCGGAUGUCACUUCUUCCGCCAGCAAAACCUUGCCUGAAAUGGGAAGAAUAUGAAAGUUUCACUUCUGGCAAAUGCCCUUGUUUGGGACGGGUUUUAGUUUCUAAGGAAAACUGUAAAACUUAUAAAGCUACUGUGGCUAUGAGUGAAGAUUUUCCAAUGACAGUAGAAGCAUUAUUAGAUGUCUUGGAAGUUAUAGCCCCUUUUAAACAGUUUCAAAAGUUGCGAGAGUUCAUGACAACAAAACUACCUCCUGGUUUUCCUGUUAAAGUGGAAUUACCUGUAUUUCCGACAGUCACAGCAACAGUAACAUUUACAGACUUUGACUGGGUAGAUGAUUUGUCUGCGAAUCUCUUCUGCUUUAUUAUAAUUGUUGUUUAUUUUUUCUACUUAAACUGUUUAAAUGUUUUGAUCUCACUGUUCCAUUACAUUAUCUAUAUAUAUCUAUCUAUCUAUCUAUCUAUCUAUCUAUCUAUCUAA